Megalobrama amblycephala (Wuchang bream) is the source of this 4585-nucleotide messenger RNA. RefSeq names its product VGF nerve growth factor inducible (gene vgf). The coding region runs from base 800 to 2749 and encodes 649 amino acids. The record is from RefSeq and is a predicted model, not a curated record. Gene Ontology annotation, molecular function: neuropeptide hormone activity. Lineage: Eukaryota; Metazoa; Chordata; Actinopteri; Cypriniformes; Xenocyprididae. The transcript is spliced from 2 exons.
GGUAGAGAAAAAACGGUUGCAAAAGCUUUUAAUGAGAAAUGAUACAUUUCAAACACAUCCUGUAACAUAAUGUCACGACCUGGAUGCGGAAGAAGCACAUUACUCGCUAAUGCAAUAAAUCCAGAUCAGACAAAACAUAAUAGCUUAUGCAUUCGGGUCGCUUUUGCACGAUGCACUGACAACUGAAGCGCCAGCUGUUUCCUCUGUGAAUAUUAUGGUGUAGGCUAAUUGCAUUUAUACAUUUUGUUAAUGAGGCAAUGUACAUCGUGAUGAGGAUUGUUGGUUCCUUUGUGUUGCUCUGUCAGUUUGCAGCUGCAUCUGGAAGGGACCGGUCUCGCGCUCCCCGUGUUGUCUAGCCCUCUCUAUUCGGCGGAAAAAAAGUACUAUUUCAUUCAUCCCGUUUCCUUCCAUUCAUCUGGGCACUGCAGCGUAGCGAAGACUCGGGGUUCGAUCAGCACGAAAAUUCUUAUCAAUGGAGAGAGUGACGUCAAUGAGCUAGAGUGACGUGCGGUCACGUGGGCGCAGUGGGGCCGAAAUAAAAACACGGAGAGCUGACCGUGGUACUGAAAAUAUCCCCAUAGCUCCGUGCAAGAAUAGCCAACCAUACGGCUUACACAAACGAUAUCACUACACAAACAAAACAGCAACAUUCAAACAAAGCGUGUAUUGUUGAAGCGGAUUCAUACACGUAAAUCACGAGACUAACUUAACUCGAAUACAAAGUUUGAAGAGGACACAAUAAGUGCGUCGGACUGCGCUGCCCCUGACAGGAUUCCCGGUUCAACACAUAUGUACGGUCAUGAGCUGGUGCCAACAAACUUUAAAUGUCCCCGUCAUUUUCCUGUUCAUGUUAUUUAGUCUCACAGUCAAGCCUGCAACCUUCAGUCCAGUGACAGCAGCCAGCAACACAGUAAGUGAAAACUAUGCAGCAUCCUCCUCCUCUGCUCAGCAACAGAGUCAAUAUACUCAACCACCAGAGGAAAAAGGCUCGCUACAUGAAGAAAAUGAAGAAGAUGAGCUUUUCAAAGACGUGGACCCUAGAACCCUAGCAGCGGUCCUUCUCGAGGCCCUCAACCAACCUCAGAAGGAAAAGAUGAGUGAACGAGAAGAGGGAAUGGAAGUGGAAAGGCAGAGGGAACUUCAGGGUGCAGACAGAGACAGAGAUGGUCACAAAGAGCUGGAGCUGGUCAUGGCAGCUGCUGCAGCGCAAGGAAAAGAUGAGAAAGAAAGAGAGGAGGAAGAAGAGAAAAAAAGGGCUGAGGAGGAAGAACGGCUGACGGAGAAAGUAACAAGCCGCACCACUAGUCAGACGGUACCAUUAAAAGAGCAGGUGGCUCCACAGGAGGGGGCCACAAAAGAGGAGGUGAUCAAGGAGGAGGAGAGGCAGGAGCCAGAGAGAGGAGAACUAGGGGAGGAGGAAGAGCAGCUGAGUCCAGAGGAAGUGAAGAAUCUGGAGACUGUGUUAGAGGAAUUGCAGAGCUACAGCACAGCCACUAAGAGAGAGCGUGACACAUCCACAGGCCAGAGGGAGAGCCGUGGGGAGUAUUUUGAUUACCUGGAUCGUAAUGGGCUCAUGAACAACGAGAUCAAGCCUAAAGCUAAAGGCAAUGACCUAGCCCUGACCAAGAAGAAGCUAAAGUGGCAACUCGAACAAGAGAAGAACAAAAUGCAGCCCUUACAAAGAGGAGGCAACUUCAUGGAUGACUUUAACAAUAACCUUGCUGACCCAGAAGAAGAAGAUGAGGAAGAUCAGGAGGACGAAGAACAGCUAACCCCUGAAGAAGAGGAAACUCGGGCCAAAGCAGAGCAAGAGGAGGUACGCAGACAGGCAGCAGAAGCACAAAGAGCCAAGGCGGAGGAGGAAAAGCUAGCAGACAUUGCAUCUGACAUGCUCCUGAAAUACAUUGUGAAACAGGACAAGAAAAAGUACCAAGACAACAAUGGUGCAGAAGAUAAGCGCUCUGAUGAGGAGGACACUAGUGAUGACGAUGAUGACAUUGACCCACAGACCAUUGAUAAGUUGAUUGAGAUCUCAAGCAAGCUGCAUCUUCCUGCUGAUGAUGUGGUGGACAUUAUUAACGAUGUGGAGAAAAAGAAGAAAAAAGAUGCUCCUGAAAAUCUCCCAUGGCAACGUCCUCUCGUGCCGCCUCCAGCCCCCAUUGCACCUUCCACACUGUUACGUAAACCUCCUCCCUCUAAGCCUCCUCAACCGAACACAAACCCAUUAAAAGCCUGGUUCAAAGACAGAACCUCAGUCAAGCCCAGCAAGCAAGAUAUUUGGACGAGGCAGCAGUGGCCCUUUCGUACCUACCCUUCCUUCAAGUUCUAUCAAAAACCCUACAGAGGGUAUUACCCCAUCUACAUCCCACCUGCAAAACCAAAAUCCCGCUACUAUUCCAAGCCCUCUUUCGCCCUCAAUAAUGUCCUGGGAAACUCACUGGACUAUGACUUUGAUUACUCCCCCAGACGGAAGUCCCGUCCCUGGGCGCAGUCUCGCCAAAGAGCCCAACCAGCCUUCCAGCGGAACCUCUACUUCCCUCACCCUCGGACUUUCAAAGCCGUACCCAUGCCUAAACCACGGUCACCUCCACGUCGUUGGCCGUCCUUUUAUUACCCAGCCCGAGCUCCUGUAGUCACCAGGGAGGAUGAUUACUACAGUCCGCUGAGGCAGCCGCCACAGGACAGCGAAGAGGAGCUAGAGAACUUCAUUGAGAGAGUCUUUAUGAAACAUCCCCGGAUGUUUCAGUGAGCAGACAGGGGAGACAAAAAAGAGUGAUAAAGACGUGGAGGAGAAGAAAGUGAAAGGGAACAACUUAAAGACUGUUCUUUGCCAACCUAUCAUGUUCUGGUUUCUUUUACUGAAAUCAAUCCCUUCGUACUUACUUAUUUGCUUCAGAUACAAAGUUUACCCUUAAGAAAGAACACAUUUAGGAUCUUCAUGUCCAUCUAACCACAUCUUCCACCCUCCUCCCCCCCGGAGAGACUGACCAGCAAAGCUACUUGAGCGGUGAGAGGAAAGGGCGCUUGAGCCCGGCACAUCUCAAAUACUCAACAUUCAAGUUUUGCAUACCCUAUGAAGGCCUUUAUAAAGAUACCUGAUAUCAUGAAACACCAUGUUUUCAUCCUUUACAAAGACAUUCAAGAUGGAAUCUUGAAAAGCUUGCCAUUAUUAUGGAAGCAACUCCAUUAUCUAAGUCUUACUUGCAUAUCUUUUUCUUGUUUAGUUUUUUGUAUUUUGGACAUUUUAAAUCCCAGUGGUCAAUAUCAUUGAUCUUAAUGGGAUAGCAAAAAAUAUUCUAACUGCACCUUUAAAGAACGUGCAAACAUAUUCAUUCAGACAGAAAUGAUAAAACAUCACAGUGCCAUAAUGGUGGAAAUAUACAUUUUGUUAAUUCAAUACACCAAAUGUAGUCUUUCUUGUACCUCAGAGUAUUCUGCUUGAGCAUUUACCAUUUGUGUGUUUCCUUUUGAAGCCUAGAGGACACACUCUAAGUCUUGUACAUAGAAUUAGUUUCUUAUCGCUGUCUGCAUUUCAAAUUUUUUCCUUCAGUGUGUUUAUACCAUUGUUUUUUUAUGUAAAAAAGAAAGAAAGUUGGUGCAAAAGACAUUCAUACAUUCCAACGAUUUCUAAGAAACAAAUUUAUUAUUUCAUACAAGCUGUUUUGAAUACAACUUUUAAUUGCCUUAAGACACUCUCUUCCCCUUUUCAGAUGAGCAGCAUUUUUGGUCACAGACUGGCUGAAAGGUUUGUUCUCAAGCUCAUAAACUUUAUUCAGUGGAGCUGGGAAGCAGUGAUCAGCCUUUUGACUUUGUUUUACAAAUAAAAUAAAUUAUAUAUAUAUAUAAUAUAUAUAAGAUAAUUAAAAAAAUAAUGUGUCAAAUAUUAAUGGAUUAUUUAAAGGUAACCUUGCCCCUAGGCCAGUUACAUCAUACCAAAAUCAAUCACUGGGCCAACGAGAGCUCAAUCAAAAUAGCAUAGACAAUCUAUUCAUUUAAAUUAAUUAAUUAAUAUACUAAACAACAAUGUUGAUGUUACUUAAGUGAAAAUUGAAAUGAAAAUCAGUAAACAUUUUCUUUAAAAAAAAUCUGUAGGUAAGAUUAAAUUGGCUGAAACUGUCCCAAAUGAGAUUGAAUAAAAUGUAGAUUGAAAAAGAGAUUGAAAAAUUGUCAAUCUGAAAGAAAGAAUAUUCAAGCAUAAGGGGGAGGGAUACACCGUUCUAAUUUUCUUUAAAUGAUUUGAAAGACUGACAGAUGGAAGCUAGAGGGAAAAUGGAUGCGGAGAGCUGAACCAGUGGAGGAGUAAAGUUUCUGCACGUUACUGUAAACUUGCAUCUAAAAUGUGUUGCUUCUUUGAAGACAUUAAGCAUUGAAAAAAAACUACAAAAAAAAAAAAAAGAUGAAUGACUAGUGUAUCCCAGUAAAAAUGCCAUUGAGUCUUGUGUGAGGAAAAAAUGUUUAUGUCCUUUCUAGAUGUAUCUUGUACGUAACAUAAUAAACAUGCGUUUGCUGGAUGUAAAUAACCGCAUGUUGAUGACUAGUUUUGCUACACAGAGAGAAAUAAAUAAACUUGACUAUUUUUUAUUAA